Mollisia scopiformis is the source of this 2646-nucleotide messenger RNA. Its product is annotated as HCP-like protein. The record is from RefSeq and is a predicted model, not a curated record. The coding region runs from base 1 to 2646 and encodes 881 amino acids. Gene Ontology annotation, molecular function: protein binding. NCBI's taxonomy places the organism in Eukaryota, Fungi, Ascomycota, Leotiomycetes, Helotiales, Mollisiaceae. The transcript is spliced from 3 exons.
AUGGCCGACCAGAAUCAAAGCUACAAGUACCUGAACCCUCAGCUAGGGGCCACAUUCGUGCCUUCGGGUCAUGAUGAUUUUUACAUGCCCGAAGUCGUGUCACCAACUCCACAGAGAAUAAUGCCAGAAGUGCCUUCAAAUAUGCAAGAGGGGCUCGCCCAUCUCGAACUGGAAGCACGAAACCCUCAGGGUCAUAGGAUGAGCAACUCAUCGACCGUUUCCUCGAUGCAAUCGCCCUACCUCGAUCAACGAAGCUCGACGCAAGGUGCGCCGCGACCGGGAGGGCAAGCUCAUGGAGGCGGUUAUCAGCACACAAAUGCUUCUGCAUAUCAAGAUAUGGGGAGGGAACAGAAGUAUGGAGGGGCUCCCAUAGAGUCGCCCAAAUUCAGCCCAUUCCCGAAGCUGCGAGAUCCCGGCCCAAAUGUCCCGCCCUCAGACGAAGAGAAGGAGGAGGUACUAGACAGAGCCAGACCUUUGGUAUUGAAAUCUACGGAUCCAGAGAUGCAGUUGGCAUGGGCACAGGAUUCUUUAUCUUGGGUAGAAAUUGCGAGCCAAGCUGCUGUUCGCAUGCAACCUGAAGGACAACCAGGAAGAUCCAUUACACCGAAAGUCGAGCAUCAGCUGAGAGAGGAUGCCCUUAACAUUGUCAGAUUCUUGGCAGACCAACAUCACCCAAAGGCAGAGUUCAUGAAGGGACAAUGGCUGGAGUUCGGGAAAUUCGGAUACCGUGUGGACAAGAAGGAGGCUUUCUUGGGAUACAAGAGAGCAGCAGAAAAGGGCUAUGCUCGAGCUGAAUACCGAAUAGGCAUGCAAUAUGAGAACUCGAACAACUCUGCCAAAGCCGUCGAGCAUUAUAGAAAGGGUGUUGCAAUACGGGAUUCUGCCUCAAACUACAGAUUGGGCAUGAUGACAUUGCUUGGACAACACGGAAUGCCGCAGGACUACCAGCGAGGUGUUGAUCUCAUUCGAUUUGCUGCUGAGACCGCAGAUGAGAAUGCCCCUCAAGGUGCCUAUGUUUAUGGAAUGCUUCUUGCUCGAGAACUUCCCAACAUUAGUGUGCCGGAACAAUACCUGGCUUUUGACCUCAACGAUGCCAAGAUGUUCAUUGAAAAGGCAGCAUAUCUCGGAUUUGCUAAGGCACAGUUGAAGAUGGGUCAAGCAUACGAAUUGUGUCAACUUGGUUGUGAAUUUGAGCCUGCUCUUUCUUUGCAUUAUAAUGCCCUUGCGGCUCGUCAAGGAGAAGCAGAGGCUGAGAUGGCUAUCAGCAAAUGGUUCUUGUGUGGUUAUGAGUCAGUCUUUGAGAAGAAUGAGGAGUUAGCUUUCACCUACGCCAAGAGAGCUGCUGCUGCCAGGCUUCCCACUGCUGAGUUUGCCAUGGGAUACUUCUACGAAAUUGGCAUGUACGUACCAGUGGAUCUUGCAGAAUCAGAGGCGUGGUACCGGAAGGCAGCAGAACAUGGCAACAAAGAUGCUCUGGGAAGAAUCGAUAGCAUCAAGAAGAACAACACUUUGUCGAAGAAGGAUCACGAGCAAGUUGCAAUCUCAAGAAUCAAACCAGACAGGUUCAAGCAAAAGCCAGCUCCGAUGGGUGCCAUGGCAGAGGAAACGGUAGACAUGCCAGAUCCACGAAAUUCGUACCCUGCAGUUGCACCUUUGCGUCCCAACAAGAAUGCCCCUCUUCCUCAACGACCAGUUUCCACAGCACCGUAUCCUGAAGAUGAUCGGGUUCCUGGAGCGUACAAUUAUGGUAAUCAAGGUCUGAAGCCUGGAUCAGGACCAAACUCGCGACCUGGAUCCAGCUCAGGACCUCAAGCAGAUAGACCAUCCUCGGCUUUUGGUAUCAGACCUAUGGCGCAUGCGAACACUGAUCAGUUCAACCAAGGUGGACUUAGACAGCAGGAAAUGCGGCCUUCCACCAGCAUGGGAAAUAUGCAAGUUCCUCCAGCUGGACGUGGCCACAAUCCAGCCGGUCGAGAUCGUAUUGUGUCAGCUGGUUGGGAACCACAACAACCUAGCAAUUACCGACAAUCCCCCAGUGGAGCACCUUCACUGCCACCAGUUGACUUUGGUCGACCAACGAACUUUGAUCCCAGUGCACCAAGCAAACUCCAGAAGCCUCCUCCAAAUAUGAUGAAGCAGCAACCUCCUCAACCACAAGGCGGUCCUGGAUAUCCGACAGAGCCUUAUGGUAGAACUUCAUCAUCCAUCGCCGACCCUGCAGUACAGAGACGUGAUCCUGCUUCGAAUCAAUUCGUCAGACCAGAGCGAGGCAGCUCUAUGCAACCGCCGAUGAUGACUCCUCCGGUCAUGAGCCCACCUCCUCAGAUGGAUGCUCGAAGGCCGCCUUCUAUUCCUGCACAUCAGCAGGGAAGACAAGAUUCGAUGCCUCAAAGCCAAAGUCGACAAAGCAAUCGUCCACCGCAGCACACAAUGUCAUCCCAAGGUCCAAUGCCGUCUCAAGGUCCUGACUCAAGACCAUCAUCUGUUGCUCCGUCUGUUACUUCCACAGGAUCUGGACCUCCUAAGAAAGCAGGUCCUGCAACUUUUGAGGAGAUGGGUAUCCCAGCCGGGAAGAACGAGAGCGAUUGUGUAAGUCAUCUCCACACCUACUCACACUCAUCUUCUAACAUUCUAAUCAGGUUAUGA